This is a messenger RNA of Cryptosporidium ubiquitum, 1437 nucleotides long. RefSeq lists its product as uncharacterized. The record is from RefSeq and is a predicted model, not a curated record. Gene Ontology annotation, biological process: positive regulation of transcription elongation by RNA polymerase II; transcription elongation by RNA polymerase II. Gene Ontology annotation, cellular component: Cdc73/Paf1 complex. Lineage: Eukaryota; Apicomplexa; Conoidasida; Eucoccidiorida; Cryptosporidiidae. The coding region runs from base 1 to 1437 and encodes 478 amino acids. Gene Ontology annotation, molecular function: RNA polymerase II complex binding. The transcript has a single exon.
AUGAUGAGCGAAGAUGAUCAGUUACAAGCAUUUGUUGAUCCCUUAAUUUUGUUGAAAGAUGCUGUUACAAGAGGGAAAAUAGAUGAAAUAAUUGAAUUAGAUGAAGAAUUUUGUUUUAAGUUUUACAACUGUGCAUUGAAUGUAAACACUCCCACUAGAUGCAGAAAUAGAAGAGGAGAGUCAUUAAAUUUAAAUGAUUUAUAUUUAUUUAUCACGGCUUCUAAAAACAAAAAAUAUACAAUGAAACUUGCUCAAGAAAAUGGACUAAAAUUUAUAAAUAUUUUGGAAAAGAAGAAUAUUUUGGAAUUUUUUGAUGAGUUCAUUACGAAAACAAAGGAUUCUGGAAUUCCUUCUACAUACUCCAUUGAAGAUUUGUCUAAAUUUGAAUGCAUAAAUACAGAGUUCUCUUUACAACCUUGUAGAAUAAUAGAUGUAAAAAAGAAAAUUAUAAAUUUAGAUUAUCCAUGGGUUGAAUACAAGCUUAAAACAGAUAUCGAAUCAAUCAGUGAGAAAGCCGGUGAAGAUACUAUAAAUUUAGAAGUUUUAAAUUCUAUCCAAUUGAAAAAUAAUGAUGAAAUUGUGUUUGGCAAAAGAAAAGUCAAUUUAAUUUCGCAGAUAUAUCCAAUAAAUAUUGACUACAUUUGUCAAGGAAUUGACAUGUACACUAGAAUCAAUACUUUACUAACAUUUAUGAACGAACCAACAAAAAAUGAAAGUAAAAAGAGAUCUACUAAUGCUAGUGCUUAUAUUCAAGAUAAUGCAGAUCAUGCAAAGUUAAAAGAUACCAGAAAGUUAGAUUCUAUGAAUUUUGGAAAAAGAAGUCUAGAUUCAUCUACAAACGCUUCAAAUAUAUCUAAAACAAGAAAUGUACCAAAACCAAUAAGUUCUCAACAUAGAUCAACAUUGUUAGCAUAUCUAAAUUCAAAUAAUCUAAACCCAAUAAUAUUAGUACCCCCAUCCUCUAGGAGCCCGAUAACACUGAAUAAUAUCAUUCAGUUCCUACGAGAUAAAGAAUUUGUAGAUCCAAAUAUAGCUAAGAGAAAUUUCGUUGGUAAUGAACAGACCGUUACAUUAAGUUUUGGUUCAGGAACUACUGUACAAAAGGUUACAUUUCGAAUCCUUGAAUCUACCCUCAACUUUAGAAAAAGGGAUUGGUAUUCACUAAUUGCAGUAUUUCUUACAGGGGCGGAAUGGCAACUACAAUCUUUCCCAUUCAAGACGAUUCAAGAUAUAUUCACUAUGGUUAAAGGGUACCACGUUACAUAUGAUUCAGAACCAAUUCCUGAAAAUAUCCGAAAAUGGAAUGUUGAUGUUGUAAGAAUAAACAGGACAAACCGUCAUAAUGAUCUUUCAGUUUGGUUUCAAUUUAUGGAAUCUAUCGAGUCAGUAUUAGCAUCUAGUAGAGACCACUCUAAAUUAGAUAGAAGUAAAUUGUGA